Molecule: messenger RNA, 10697 nt
Organism: Microplitis mediator
Lineage: Eukaryota; Metazoa; Arthropoda; Insecta; Hymenoptera; Braconidae
Exons: 4
Coding region: 1398-5309 (1303 amino acids)
Source: RefSeq, a predicted model, not a curated record
UUUUUGCGCCAAGAAAUAUUUUUUUCUGUACUUUUUUAAAUUAUUAAAUUUUUUAAAUUUAAAAAUUUGAAAUUUUCCCGGAUAAAUUUGCGCCGUUUUUUUGAACAAGUGUUUGGUUCUAAAAAAAAAUGUGACAAAAGUAGCGAGGCGGUCAUUAAUCUUGAGAUUAUUUUUAUAUUCAAGUAAAUUCCUGUCAGAAUUUUUCAAAGAUAAAAAUGCAGACAGUGGCGCGCUCGCGUGAGUAACCCGCGUACUUUUAUCCCAAACUCCAAAGGUAACUGAAUUCAAAAAAAUAACACUAUCCUCGUAACUUAAUUUGAACACCUGCAACCUGCACAGGUGCAACCUCGUCACGCUUUGAAUUUCCCUCCCUAAAAAUUUCGUCAUUUAAAAUAUUUAAAGUAUAACCAUCAAUAGAAGCACUCGUAGUUUUUACUACGAAUUGUAUUAAUUAAAGAGAGACCUCGGACGUGGGUGCGAGGGAGAGAGAAAGAGAAAAGUGUUUAGCUGAGACAGAUCGAUAAAGACGGCUGGACAACCAGAGGGAGGAGGAGCGUCGCAAGGCAAAGCAAAAAAAGGUUUUUAUUCAUCCGCGAUAGCGCGGAUUUCCACGACAAUACCCGAGCUUGAGAACGUUUACGUUUGUUCAGAGUUGACUCUGCUGGUGGAGAGGAAAACGUUCAUAGUGGAUACAACAGAAAGAACCAAACGAUCGACAAGGAUGGAAGUAGUGGUGGCAGAGUGAGUUAAGUACAAACUAUUAUACAUGCAGAGGCAGAGAACAGAGGAGACCAGACCGUAGUAGACCGGAGAGACAACAGAGUACUGACUACUGAGCAAGAGCAAGCAAGAGUGUGGAUUGGAGUAGAGUAGUGAGCUCGGAGUACAGUAGACUGGUUGUGCUAGUGCCUGUCCUGUCUGCCCGUCAAACGUCAUAAGGUGUUAGGUGUCAGUUGGCUGGUGGGCCUCCUUGUACUAGGUCUUGGUGUCUUGGUGGUGGUAUACAUCACCUGUAGUAUAUUUACAAUAUAAUACGUCAACGCAAACAACUUGGGCCAGUUUAUAUCCUGGCUCGUGACAGUGAGGACGUACCGAGUGCCAACACGAUGUCAUGUGUUAUUUUAUUUAAAUUUUAAAUUCAAAUUUAAAAGACUUUACUCUUUAGCAAGAUGACUAAGCAGCUGGAGAUGGUGCUGGUGGUUAUCCUGGAGGAGGUGCGCUCAUAUACUUUUUUCUAGUCCUGCAGAUGUUUUAAUUACCGGGUACGUUUUUUUUUAUUGUGCCGUGUGAUGGAUUAACAAAGUGGUUUAUUUUGUUAGCUCCAAGUAAUUUGCGCGCUGGAUUUAAAUUUUAAUUUAAAAUAAAAAUAAUAAAUACAGUAAUAAUCAGCAGGUAAAAUGAAGGAAUUAGAGCAAGUACAUGACGUGCCGAUGGGCACACGAACGCUUAAAUCAUUAUUAAAGAAACCUGGUCACAGUAAACAACGUACGCAUAAAAAUCGCGUCACGAUAAAUGAAAAACUAAAUGAAUUUUUUGCUGCUGAUUAUAUAAUAUUGAUAAAAGAAGAGUGCUGUGGUGAUUAUGAGGAAGAGUGCGACUGUUGUUGUCAGGAGCCGGAGAUGAUAAGACUUGGAAAUUGCAAAGAGUGUCGGGCUGAGUUGACGAGACAAUUGGCUGCUGGGGACAUCGACACGCGUUUUAAUCCCGAGCGAAAUGGCAAUAAAAUAAUUGAUACAAGUUGUGAUGUAUCGCGACGUGUAGGUGCUGGUGUUGGUGGAAUUGGUGGCUGUAUAAGUGUCGGUGGUGUUGGUAUGGGAAUGGGAAUGGGAAUGGGGAUGGGGAUGGGGAUGGGAAUCGGCGGUGGCGGGAGCGAAGAGUCUCAGGAAGACGAGGACGAGGAGGACGAGGACGAAGAGGAAGAGUACGAAGAAGAAGUCGACGAUGAUGACGAUAAUGACGAAGCCGAGUCUUCUGAGGAAACGGAGCAUCAUCGCGACCACCGUUCCGCUGGUGGUGGCAGUCCAGGUGAGCCCAUGACACCCGGGCAAUUACAGUCACAGACGCAAACCCACGAGACUCUGAGUCCUCCGGAAGGUUACAAGGACGUUUGCGAGGAAGACAUGCAAACUGAGGCUUCAAACGACAUGUGUCCUGUUUCCACUGGAGCGGUGGUAGUUUGCGGCGAGUGUAAUUACUAUCGUCAGAGAACCUCAGAGCAAGAUGUCGAGGACGGGAACAGAAACACCCACGAGAUCGACGAGAAUGCCCAGAAGACACCGGAGCAGUCCCAGCAAACGCCAGACAUCCAUCAACGCUACCUCGUCGAGACGAUAACAAUGACAACGGUAACGGAGCGUCGCAUUGUCCGUGAGAUCAGCGACGACAAAAGCAACAGCAAUAUAAUAAAUAGCAGCCCGGAGCUGGUGGAUCAAACAGACAAACCAGUUGAUAAUUCCAACACUAACGAGGUAACAAACGGCUCGCCGGAUAAUAAUGUGACCAGUGAGCAGAUCAACGAGGAAGAUAAGACGAAAGUAUCAAAGCCACCAGCACCAGCGCCAACACCAACACCAACAUCAACAGCAGCAACAGCACCCGCUACAUCAUCAAUUACCGAAGGAGACAGAGAUACACCCGGCAGUGCAACAAUAGGAUCAGCGGAGCAAAAUAAUGAUUUAAUGGGCUUCAAAUUGGGCAAUUCGUCAUUAGUGACAAAUAGUUUAAAACCAAAUUCAGCAGUGAGACAGUUAUUUCCAAAUCCAAAGUUUAUAUCUCCACCACCGGCACUUACCAAAGGUAUGUCGUUGUCAAACGACGAGGCAACUGAUAGCGAUGGUUCUGAAGCUCAAAGGUAUCUCGUAACAACUGAGAGUCUACGGCUUUUUGACUCUGUAAAGAGAGCCAAAAUGGCUGGGUCACGUAGCGACUCGUCUGAAAGCGAUUCCUCGACAAUAAAACGUACGAUAGAACGUAACGCUUUGAGGAGAUCCCUCGUUUGUAAAUACGACACGCUGACGAGAAAAAAAAAUCUUAUGAGAAAGGACGUCAGUUUGGAGGAGAGGAUACGGCAAUUGACGUGCGUUGAUCCUGAAGAGGACACUACUUGCGACAGCACGUCUGAUUCGAUGAGCAAUGCCGGUGACAAUCAUUUGAAUUUGUCGCAAGAUCUCCAGGAUCUGCCAGCGAGGACAUCACCCUCGGGAGAAGAGCGUCCGCUUAAAAACGAACGCAUUGUGCGCGCUGAUUGCCCGGAGCAUUCACCGUCACCUCCGCUCCAUCAUCAUCAUCACCAUCACCACUAUCAUCACCAUCACCACAACAACCCGUCGACGUAUAAAAAAAUAACGGAUCUGUUUGGUCAGAAAAAAAUAGAAAAUAUGCCGGAUUUGGGUCUGGGUGACCGCUCGAGCCCCAAAACGUCGACCUCUAAAUUAAAUAACGACCGUAAACAAUUUCUUUCGAGUCUCGCGCCGCUUUCCUGUGUCGCCUCGACGGGCAUUGACGGCAAUGAUUAUUAUCAGGUGUCGUCAAAAAUAAACCGGGAUUCAAUGGGCGGGUACACGUCGGACUCGUCGUACAGUUUGGAAGACAUUGAAGCGGCAUUGAGAGGUGACGAGAGAAAUGGAAAGAAUUCCGGGCCGCCGGAUGUUACUCGAGGAACUCCAACGGGCAUUGGUCCAGGUGACGCUUCUGACGCAACGACUGACGAAUUGCUGGCAUUCGUUGAGCAAGACAAGACCAGGACCGAGAGACUCAAGAGACGUUAUGACACCGACGAGCAUCAUAACCAGCAUCACAAAGAUGUUGCGGUAAAUAGUAUCGAUAAAAACGGCAGCCAGUCGGUUGAUGACGAGGACGACGAGUUAAACGACUAUGGAUUUAAUCGACGUCCAGCAGUUCGCGGUAUCAAACCUCAGUUUGAGUCAACCAGUGAAAUUGUACGUCAACUGCGUUACCGUACUAUUCCAGCUUCGAUCGUCGACAAGACUCGUCAAGCUCCCUGGCCUUAUUAUGACACCGAUAAUCAUCAUCAUCAACUGGAGAAACGGGUUACAUUUACAACAUCAACAGCCGCUGCUGCUGCCGCAGUGGGAGUCGGAGUCGGAGUAGGGGUUGGAGUUGGAGUUGGAGUUGAACCGGAUGACAUCAAUAGCAUAACGUCAUCACGUGACAGUACGAUAAACCGUAUCAACACAAUGCAACGUCAGAUUGACGACAUUUAUCAGACAAUAGCUGAAAGUGCAUUGAGUAUACAGGGAACCCUUGAACGCGGGUCGUAUCUCGAAAGCACACUGCCACGUGGGGUGUCAUCGCGGUUACCGGCAGGCCCACCGCCGCCAUUGCCACCCUCGGUGGCCGAUUGCCACCGUUACGACCCAAAGACAGGGGGACCUGCACACUUUCAAGAUAAUCCCCGCAUGCAUAUGUACAACAGUUUGCCUAAACAGCCGCGUCGUACUGCCGUAGCCAUAUCAAACUACCCAUGCGGAGUGGUCCCCAUUGAAAGCAGCACCAAGUGCUACCGCACAAUGUACUUGGUGCCAUACAACGGCAUCACUGACCCAACUUACCAAAACAUCCAGCGAAUUCUACCUCCACACUCAUCAUCGGCCAAUUACGCUGAUCAUCUUGAAAGAUAUCCGUACCCGAGGAAUGUCGAGCCGGAUGCAAGUCAAGUGCCUCGCAAUUAUUACCCACGAGCACCUGGUCCUGGUUCUGGAGGUGGACCUGGACCCGGAUCUGGACCUGGAACUGUAACUGGAGCAAUAACUGGCCACGCAACACCAGCAAUAGUGCCACCACCACCGCUACACCUGCGUCUUCAACCCGAAGACAUGGGAUUCAACACAGCUGGUGUAGGAAUGCAGACAAUCCUCCAGCACCAGCACAUAUCGCAGCUGGCGACCUACAACGUCCAGUCAGUUCCGGCUUACACGGUGAUGGCACCGUCCAGGACUCCGGGAUAUCCCUACCCCGUCCAUCCACGUGGCAGCGUUGAGAUCCAGACGCAGACAGGUUCUCUACCUCCGACGAUGACGACAAACAGCACAGUAGCAGCCGGAAUAAACGGAUCCAACCAUCAUCUAGCCUGCACUUCUUCCUCAUCUUCAACUUCAUCAGCGCUUUCUUCUCCCACAAAGACUCCCGCCAUCACCAGCAUGUGCUCGACAGCAGAACGAGGAGUUCCCGAAGGCGCUGCCAGUGCGCCCGCCCACGAUUUUGUGUCGCAACCGAACAAUGUUUCGUACGGACACAACGUGCCGCCGCCUAAUACACAAAACUCAGUCUACUACGCCAUGAACGUCUGAACCAUAGACUCCUGGAGCUUCCUCUUCUUUAUUUAAAUUAUUAUUAUUAUUUAAAGACAACAAAACUCUCAUGUAAUCAACUUUCUAUUCUUACUCAUUCUCUCUCUCUCUCUGUUUCUUUCUCAGCCUCUUUAUUUAUUUCAACAAAACUGCGUCUGUCUCUCCUGGAUAUUUUUAUUUAACUCUUGGCAGCAAUUCGCUAAAAUUAUAUUUUUUAUCAUUCAUCGGGGCUUUAAUGUGGGAAAGCGGGUUUAUCUUCAGCAUACAGAACUAGCUUCCAUGUGUGUUACCACCACCACCACCACCACCAUCUCCAUCACAAUUCUAUACUCCAGAAUGCAAUUAUGAACCGCGAAUCGAUGCGACCACAAAUAUUUAUAAAAUUAAUAACUCGCCGCCGGGAUUUAUUGUAAAUAAUUGCUAACAUUUAUAUAUAUAUAUAUAUAUAUAUAAUUUUAAAUUCGCGGGUUGAAAAAUAGUUUUUUUUUAUUACGGACACUUUGUUUUAUCGAUAACCAGUGAAUUAAACGAACGCUUCUGACGUUACGUAUAAAUUAUUGACUUUAGGCAUCGGUAAACUUUUUUUUUAAAAGAGAAUUUAAAUAAAAUUGUUUGUAAUAUUUAAGUUUUAAAAGUUUCUCUAUAAAUAGAGUUUUAAAUACCAAAUCAAUAGCUUGUAUACUAUGUUUAUUUUUAUUUUUAUUAUUGUAAUUAUUAUAAUUAUUGUUAGUUAUGCUAGUAAUUUUUUUUUAUGUAUUUGUUAAGCUGACAGCGUGACUUGAAUUACUGUUGCAACAGCGGAGCCAAAAAUUAGAUUUGAAUUAUUGAGAUUUAUAUUAUAUAUAUAAAUAUAUAUGUCUAUUUAUAUAUAUUGCAAUACAAUGGAGAGAAAUAGGAGCGAAAUAGGAUGGGGUUAAAAAAUCCCGCAAAAUUUUGAGUAAAUUUUAAGUAAUCGGAGCAAAAUGGGUCGCAUUUUUUUGGAAUUUUGGGCCAUGUAAAAUUUUUAAUGUGUAAAUUAAGGGGGAAGAAUGGGCCUUAAUUUUUAUUAAAUAUAUUAAGGGGUAAAAUUGUCAUUAUGGGGUAUUUUGGGCCAUUUAAAAAUUUUAAUAAAUUAAUAGAGAGAAAAUGGGCCGUAAAUUUUAUUUUUACUUGUAAAGGGGUGAAAUGGGCAUUGCGGGGUAUUUUGGGCCAUGUAAAAUUUUUGGUAAGAAUAUUAAGGAGGGAAAGUGGGCCUUAAUUUUUAUUUAAUCUAUUAAGAGGUGAAAUGGGCCGUGAAUUUAUAAAAAAACUUAAAUAGGAGAAAAAUGAAAUAGGGGUAAUUUGGGCCGGAUAAAAGUUUAUUCUUGACGAUCCAUUUUGCCCUGACUUACACAUUCAAAAGUACUUGGUCAUAAAGUUUUCACAUGCGAAUAAGCAGCCGUUAAUUGCUCAUAUCAAGUCAUACAUGAACAUGUUAAGGGUCAGAGAUAAAGGCAGCAAAAAAUAUAAAAAUAAAAAUAAAAAUAACCGAGUUCUAGAGGGGGAGAGAGUUUGUUCGAUAAAAAAAAAACACGUUUACUAUUUCAUGCGGAAGUUUUAAUAUAAUUACCGUAACACUUUGACGGCAGCCGUGUAGGUAUCGAGUGGAAAAAUAAUAAUUCCACAUGUAUAUUUUUUUCUAAUUUAUAACUCCUAUCUAAUUAUAUUCUCUUCUACUAUAUUAUACAAUUAAUUAAUUAAUUAAUAACUUAUCAAUUGACCUACUGAUAUAUAAAUAUAUAUAAAUAACGAUAAAGAAAUAGUUUUUUAGUGCAAAGACUUUUGACUCGAUAAAAAUUGAUAUUGAUAAUUAAUAAUAACAAUAAUAAUAUUAAUAAUAAUAAUUAUUAUUAAAUAAAAAAACAAUAACCAAAGUCGUAGAGCUGUUAGUUGUUGUUGUGAUACCUAAUGUUUUCAAUCUAUAGAAGCUGUAGAUUUAAGCCAAGAUGGUAUUAACAAACAUAAAUUAUAUAUAAUAAUAAUAAUUGAUAGUAUGAUUUAUUUUAAAAAUAAAAUAACGUGCAGAUUAGGGCUGAUAAAAAUUUGAAGCCUUCAAUAUUUUACUGGUAUUCAAUUUGGUAAUAAUUGUCUAAUUAAUGAUAAUUAUGAUGAUUGUUCAAUUUUAAAAUAUGAAAUUAAUAAUUGUUAUGAAAUCAUAUAUUUAUUAGAUAUUUUGUUUUUUUUUUAAUUAUUAUUGUAUAAUUAAAAUUAAUAUUUUAUGUUAAGGGCGGUCUCAGACAGUGCCCCCCACUUUUUAAAAAUAUGCAAUGACUUUCAAUUAUCAUAACCGAAUUAAAAUUUUAUUAAUCAAUUAAAAAAAAUUAAAAUUUUAAUUGAAAAAAAUGUUUACAAUUGAUAUCAAUUGGGAGUUAAACGAAAUUUUUUGAAUAAAUUUUAGCCGCCAAAAUUUAAAAAUUCGAAUUAUAAAAUUGACAGGACGAUUUUACGGAAAUUUAUUUAACGAAUUUUGUUUAACUUUUAAUUGAUAUCAAGUGUAAAUAAUUUUUUUUUAAAUCUAUAUACCGGCGAAAUUACGUCUACGUUGUCCUUUUUUCAAUUAAUGCUUUAAUUUUUUUUUAAUUAAUUGAUAAAAAUUUGAUACGCUUAUAACAGUUGAAAGUCAUUCAAAAUUUUUAAAAAGUGGGGGCACUGUCUGAGAAUGGCCUUAAUUACAAAAAAAAAAUCUUUUGGCGCCAAAAAUUUUACUCGACCCAAGAAAACUUUUACUUGUCCCCAAGAAAAUUUUUUCAUUAUGAAUUGAAAACAAAAAAUUUUCUCAGCGCGCGAAAAAAAUUUUUAAACGGAGAAAAUUUUUCGCGCCAAAAAAUUAUUUUUUAUUGUGUAGUAGAAUGAAAAAAAAAAUUUAUGUAUUUGUUGAUGUGUAGUAAGUAUGAGUAUGAGUAUGAAUAUAUUUUAUUUAUUAAAAAAUAAAUGUACUAAAAUAAAUUGGUAAUUAAUUGAUAAAAAAUGUGCACGUGGGAGGGCUUUAAAAAACAUUGAAGACUGCAAUAAUUACAACUCUGGCCUACUGAUUAAUAAUUUACGACUAGAUUACAAAUGUUCUAGUAUUUUAAGAUAACUUUGUGUAAUAGAAGAGAAAAAAGAAAGAGAUAACAGUUGAAUAAAAACAGGUUAUCAAUGCGUUAAAUUUAAAUUUUAAAAUUGUAGGUGGAUAAGUGGAAACUUUUAAAUUAUGAGAUAACUUGACAAAAUAUAAAUUAAAAUAUAAAUGGAACCGUACUCUCGUACCUAUGGAACAAAAAGAGAUCUUUUAAUUAAUAUUAUUAUUUUUAUUUUUAUUUAUACAUUCAUUGUAUUUAUUUUUUAUUUAUAAUUUAUCAUUCCAGAUUUAUGUAUUUUUUUUUAUUUGUUACCUCUCGGUCAUUCCAAAGAAUGAAGUUUUAUUUGUUAUAAAUUAUAUUUAUUUGUCAUAAUUGUGUUUUUUAUUUUAUUUCAUUAUCCUUUAGUUUCAAUUCAUUGGCACACUGAGCGGAAAAUUAAAAUAAAAAAUUCUCUUGAUAAAAAAAAAUUAUUAUUUUAAAUAAAAAUUUUAUUAUUUUGAAGUAAAAAAUUUUUUUCUCUCAGUGUAAUUUUUGAAAAAUGGUAAUUGUGUACUUGAGUAUAUAUUUAAAUAUGAUAAUUAAUAAUUAUCAUUAUAAAAAUUAAGUUUAAUAAUUUAAAAAUAGAAAUUUUAAUUCUUUCUGUCGAAUUUAAAAAAUAAUUUUUCGCGCGCAAAUUUAAAAAAUGAAUUUCACAAAUAAAACUGAUAUAUUUUUUUGCGAAAAUACUCAAGUUAAAUAUAAUUGCCAUAAAUUUAAUUAAUUAUUUUUAUAAUUUAAAUUUAAAAAAAAAAACUAAAACUGGGUGCAAAAAAAAGGGAAGCACAAAUUGAGAUAAAGCCUUUUGCAACUCGAAUUAAUAAAUUGUAUAUCAAUACAACAAAAAGAAAUAUAAAUUUAAAAGUUAAAAUGUAAACUAUAAAAUGAUACCGGAAGUAGCAGACAUUUAAAAUUUCUUUCUUUCAAAUAAACAAAAAUUACUUACAGGAAAAACUUCUGAAAACUGCACACCAAAUUUUUGCGCAUGUUCUCAAAAUAGUAUCAUAAUUACCAGAAAUAGGGUAGAAGUAACAUUUGGCCACUGGUCCAUUGGACAUUUUAAUUAAUGAAAAAGUAUUUAAUUAAAUUUUAAUUGCCAGAGUAAUAAAAGUAUCCUUGCAUACAUUUUAAAAAUCAAUUACGGCAUGCGCAUAAAUGCCAAAAAUUCGAGGGCAUUCGCAAAACCACAAGGAGUCAUUGCGUUUUUUUCGAAUUAUUUUAUUUAAAUUUUCGAGUGCAAAUGCAGCAGACAGACAAAUUUAAAAUUAUUGAUAAACAGAGUAAAUGCUUAAUAAAAUUAAAUUUUCAAAAAAUGCGCAUUUAAAAAAUUUUCAAAUUAAUAAGUGCAUUUUUUAAAAAUAUUUUUUUUUGAUUAUUUACUCUAUUUAUUUAUAGUUUAAAAUUUGUCUUAUGUCUGCUACAUUCACAUUCAAAUUUUUAUGAUACUGAAGUUAGCAAACGUCAAAUAAUUUUUGGAAUUAAAAAAAAAAUGAUAAAUUAUAAAAAAAAAAAUAUUUUGAAAAAUUGCACUCGUAGAUUUUUUUAUUUUUUACAUGUGCAUUUUUUUAGUCUUUUUUUUUUUUUGCAAUUUGGUGAAAAAAAAAUCCGAAAAUUGUUGAUUGUCUGCCAACUUCUGGAUCAUAAAUUUUUUUAUGAUACUAAAGUUAGCCGACGUCUAAUAAUUUUUGGAUUUUUUUUUAGACGGUAAAUUAUAAAAAAAAAAAAUUUGGAAAAAUUGCACCUGUAGUUUUUUAAAUUUUCUACAUGUGCAUAUUUUUUAUUUUUUAUUUUUUUGUAAUUGAUUCGUUGAAAAAAAAAUCCGAAAAUUUUUAAUUGUCUGCUAACUUUAGGAUCAUAAUUUUUUUGUGUCCAAAACUGGUUCAAAAAUGGCACCUCUACCCUAUAAAUUAUUUAUAAAAAUAAAAAAAUCAUCUGAUGUCUGGUACUUUCAGUGUCAUACUAAAAACAGUAUUUGGGACCCUCCGUAGAAUAUUUAAUAAUAAAAAACAAAAUGCGUAUUAGUAGUUGAUUUUGAUGAUAGUCAGAGUAUUAGAAAAAAAAAAACAACUAAAUAAGGUAUUUAAAUAACUAAUAAUAAUAUAUAAUAAAGAACAGAGAAACAUACAUUUAAUUAUAGGAAAUAGAUCCGAUUAGAAGUAAGGGAUUGGUGUUACAAGGUCGUUGAUCGUUAAUGUAAAAGUGUUACGCGGUGAAAGGUUUUAUGCUGCAUUUGACAUGAAAAUAUAUAUAAAUUUAAAUAUAAAUAAAAAUA